Stereum hirsutum FP-91666 SS1 is the source of this 2697-nucleotide messenger RNA. RefSeq lists its product as uncharacterized. The record is from RefSeq and is a predicted model, not a curated record. The coding region runs from base 25 to 2697 and encodes 890 amino acids. Gene Ontology annotation, biological process: positive regulation of GTPase activity; endoplasmic reticulum to Golgi vesicle-mediated transport. The transcript has 6 exons. NCBI's taxonomy places the organism in Eukaryota, Fungi, Basidiomycota, Agaricomycetes, Russulales, Stereaceae. Gene Ontology annotation, molecular function: GTPase activator activity. Gene Ontology annotation, cellular component: endoplasmic reticulum membrane.
CUCCUUCUCCUCUCGACACUCGACAUGGAUGGAGAAGACCCGAACUCUUUGCUAUUGCCCGAAAUUCACGUCGACCUUCCCCCGACAAGCUCGACCUCGAACUCACUCGAUUGGGACGACCUUCGGGCACGGAGUCUGCGUCCUGGCGGGUUCGGUAAGGAGAGGGCGACGAUAUGGCCCCAACUCUUAUGCGUUUCACCACAACCGUCGACAGAGACAGAGACAGAGGAGGAACAUGAACUCGAGCCACACCCUGACGAGCGACAGAUCAAGCUGGACACGGACAGGAGCUUCGUGCUUUACCCAGUAGAUGAGUCCAUGACAGACCGCGUGCAACGACAACAAGAGCUCAAUGCGCUCCUUACGAGUAUAUUCCGGAGACAUCCUGGCUUGAGUUACUUCCAGGGCUACCACGACAUCAUCACCGUCCUGCUCCUCACCCUCCCUCCGCCCCUCCGUCUCCCCGCCGCUGAGAAAUUGAGUCUGCACAGGCUAAGGGAUUCGAUGGGCAAGACUCUGGAGCCGUUGAUUGGAUUGCUUAGGAUCCUCCAACGUCUCCUCCGUCUCGCAGACCCGGCCUAUGCGUCCCUCCUCGAACAAUCCUCCCCCCUCCCCUACCCCCUCCUCUCCCCCCUCCUCACCCUCUUCUCGCACGACAUCCCCACCCUGCCCCACAUCCAACACAUAUUCGACUAUUUACUGUGUAGGCCGCCGCUUGCGGUGGUUUAUCUUGCGGCGGCGGUGGUGAUGGAGGGGGAGAGUGGGAGGAGGGGGAGGGUGGAGGGGGUUUUUGGGGUGGGGAGGACGUGUCGGCGUGCGCGGUCGCGGGAAGGUCAGGGUGCGGGUGGAGAGAGGACUUGUCGGCGUGCUAGUAGUGCAGGAGGGGAUGGGGACGGGGAUAGGAAUGGGGAUGGGGAUGGGGAUGGGGAUGGGGAGGAAGAGGAAGAGGAAGAGAGGGAUGUGGGGAUGGUGUUUAGUUUGUUGGCGGGGGUGCCGGAGAUGUGGGAUGGCGAGGACGAGGACGAGGAUAUCGACUUCGACGCCGACGAGAACGAGGAAGGCGGGGACGCGGAGGGCGAGGAUGCUGUGGAGAAAGGGAAAGACGAACCAGAAGAAAUCAUCUCCCUCGACUCCGAAAGCGUCACAGACGAUCAGCAUCACAGUCCCGAGCACGAACACGAACACGACCAGAACUCUCAAAACUCUCGAUCUUCCUCACCACUGAUACCGACACAAAUACCCCAUCCGGACGAUACCCUCCUCAACGACGACACCACCGCCUUCUCCGACGAGUCGCAUCCACAUCCACAAUCCGACACAGACGGGGAGACGGAGGGAGAGGGAGAGAUAACCCUCGUCGGGACUUCGCCGUCGCCGUUCGUAGAUACAGAGGAUCUAGCCGACGAGAUGAAGGUCAAGGUCAAACCUGUACCACCACCGUCACUAGGAGUAGACCCCGUCGUUACGGAUGUUCGGGCGGUCGGGAUCGAAGGCGGUAACAAGGCUGAGUCUGCUGGUCCGCCUGGGUUGGGAAAAGUGGUGGAGGUGGAGGUGGAGGUGGAUGCGGAGGAGGUGGAGGGUGAGACGACUGCUGGUUCGUCUGGGGUGGUGGAGGUGGAGGUGGAGGUGGAGGACCCAGAUAGGAAGGAAGAGGAAGUGGGAGAAGAGGAAGAGGAAGAGGAAGAGAGAGGAGUCGACCCGGCCGAUAUACCCCUUCCCCACUCUCGCGCACCGUCUUCUUCGCGUUCGCGUUCACGUCCACCGCCACCAGUCACCGUCACUAAAUCCGCACCUCGCUCCCGAUCGUCCUCUUCCAAAUCUACGCCCAAUCCCACAUCUACGCCUAAUCCCAAACCGAAACCAAACACCACACCCAAACGCAAGCCACAAUCAAAGAAAAAACCGCGUCCCCCACUAACCCUCACCUCCCUCCUCACCCAAUCCGACGCUCUCAUGGCCCAAUACCCGCCCUCGCACCCCGCGCUGCAUCUCCACGAAACCAUGGGUCCGAAGAGCGUCGUGCGGACUUGGGCGGAGCACGAUUUUUCACUGGGGACGACGUCUGCUUCUUCUUCUUCUGGUGGUGGCAAUGGAGGUCAAGCCGUCAUGAGCGAUGGGCAUGUCCUGAGCGAUGCAGAAUGCGAAGAGAUAGUGAGGAGUGGGAAGAUUGAGGAUGUCGUUCUUCCCUGGGAUCCAUCCAUGGACGAACCCGAGCAACCUUCUUCUGGGCGCGAUGGCGACUCGGACUCUGAGAGCGAGGGCGAGGGCGAGGAGCAUGAAAGGUCGUGGUUCGGGCUCGGGGCACUCGUUCGCCGUCCGCAUCUCCGUCAUCGUCACGGACACGGUCGUCGUCCGUCCACCUCACAUCCGGACGAGAAGGGCGAGAAGAGUGAGAGUGAGAAGGCGGGACCUAAAGAGAAGAAAGGCAAGCCCAAACGACCCCGGCGCAAGCUCCGAAAACAACAUCGCCCCUUCUUCGGUGCGCCCCGUGGAGUCGAGUUCGAUAGACGAACGAUGAUCGCGGGCGCGGCGUUGGUGCUUGGGGUCGCUAUGGCGGUUUAUGCGUCGAGGGGUGGCGGUGGCGGUGGUGGUGGUGGGUAUGGGAGGGGGAGGAUGGGCGGUGUGGGCGGGUUGGUGGGGGUUUUGGGGGAGAUGUUUGGGGGUGAGGUGGGGGGUGGGAGGGGAUUUGGGAUGUAG